GCUGCAGAGACCGGUGCACUUGAGUAUGAACCGUGUCCAGCACUGAAGGAACUUGGAACUGCAGCCUGCGACACGGACAGAAUCAUAUAAAAGUUUGUGCAAGAGCCUUCCAGAGCAAGCCAUGGAGGCCUCACAGGACCUGAGCGAGCAGAUGGUAAAGAAAUCCCACAGUGACUCUCAUGUUCCAGACCCCUCCAGCUCCAGGUCUAUGGAAAUGCAGGAGCUAACACGUCCUCACAACUGUUUAGGAGUUGGGGACUCAACAGGCUCCAAGCUAGACAAGGACAGUCUGGGUAGCCCCUCCAUCACCACCAAUGGCACAGGGGGUGAAAACAUGACAGUGUUAAACACGGCUGAUUGGCUGUUGGGCUGCAGCAGCCCGCCCCCCGCCUCAGGCUCCAAGGACUAUGUCAAAACUGAGCCGAUGAACAACAGUGACACAGUGACCACGUCAGGAGACACAGUCCUGGACACGUACUCAGUCAUCACCAGCAGCUACAGCCCUCGAUCAAGCCACCAGUACUCUCCACCUCUCUAUCCGUCCAAGCCAUACCCUCACAUCCUCUCCACCCCCACAGCUCCUCCAAUGCCAUCCUACCCUGGCCAACCCCAGUUCAGCAACAUGCAGCAAUCCACUGUCUACACAACCUACCCUCAGACAGGACAGCCAUACGGUCUGUCCACAUACGAUCUGAUGUUGCCGGGUAUAAAAACAGAGAGUGGCCUGUCACAGAGCCAGUCACCCCUCCAGACAGGCCUCAGCUACAGCCCUGGGUUCACUACACCUCAGCCGGGACAGACUGCCUACUCCCCCUAUCAGAUGCCAGGUUCCAGUUUUACUCCGUCCUCAGGCCUCUACACAACUAAUAACUCCAACCCCGCCAACUACACUGCCACACAGCAGGACUAUCCCUCAUAUACAGCGUUUGGCCAAAACCAAUAUGCCCAGUAUUAUUCCCCCUCCACUUACGGAUAUAUACCCUCCAACAGCGUGGAUGGAACAGGGUCAACCACAGCCUACCAGCUACAAGACCCCUCUCCUGCCAUGACAGGACAAGCAGCUGAACUCCAUCCAGGGGAUUUUGACACAGUGCAGAGCCCCUCCACACCCAUCAAAGAGCUGGACGAUCGAGCGUGCCGGAGUGGGGGGUCCAAGUCGCGGGGCCGGGGUCGCAAAAAUAACCCCUCCCCUCCCCCUGAUAGUGAUCUGGAGAGAGUUUUUGUGUGGGACUUGGAUGAGACGAUUAUUGUCUUCCAUUCAUUACUCACAGGAUCCUAUGCACAAAAAUAUGGGAAGGACCCUCCCAUGGCUGUGACUCUGGGCCUCAGGAUGGAGGAAAUGAUCUUCAACCUGGCAGACACUCACCUAUUCUUCAACGACUUAGAGGAGUGUGAUCAGGUUCAUAUUGAUGAUGUAUCAUCUGAUGACAAUGGUCAAGAUUUGAGUACUUACAGUUUUGCAACUGAUGGCUUCCAUGCAGCUGCAACCAGCGCUAACCUGUGCCUGGCUACGGGCGUGCGCGGUGGUGUCGACUGGAUGAGGAAACUGGCCUUUCGCUACCGCCGCGUCAAAGAGCUGUAUAGCACAUACAAAAACAAUGUGGGGGGCCUUUUGGGUCCAGCGAAGAGAGAUGCCUGGCUGCAGCUCCGGGCAGAGGUGGAGGCUCUGACCGACUCCUGGCUCACACAUGCACUCAAGUCUCUGUCCAUCAUCAGCUCCAGGAGUAAUUGUGUAAAUGUGUUGGUGACGACAACGCAGCUCAUCCCAGCUCUGGCUAAAGUCCUGUUAUAUAGUCUCGGCUCUGUGUUUCCUAUUGAAAACAUAUACAGUGCAACAAAAAUAGGAAAAGAGAGUUGCUUUGAGCGCAUAAUGCAAAGGUUUGGCAGGAAAGUAGUGUAUGUUGUAAUUGGGGACGGUGUGGAAGAGGAGCAGGCGGCCAAAAAGCACAACAUGCCUUUCUGGAGGAUAUCCAGUCACUCUGACCUGCUGGCAUUACACCAAGCACUGGAGUUCGAGUACCUGUAACUAAUACUGCAAUAUGGACUUAAAAUACUAUGGACAUGGUCAGCCAGGCAGCCCCUUCUUUUGUAUAACUAUUUAAGAACAAAUACACUGCAAAUGUUUUUGUGAUUUUUUUUUUUUUUUGAACAUCUGGAUUUACAAACUGAAUGGUCUUAAGAUGUAUAUGGGAAAAGAAGAAACAGGAGCAGCUUGCAGAAGUGAAAGAGAACUACAGCAAGCCGGGAUGGACAAAACCCAAAAUGUUGCUUUGUGAGCCUUUUCCAAGAUGUGGACAGUCAGGAUUAAGUGUCUGGAUGUGCACAGAAAAUGCCUGGACGUGCACAGAAACUGCAGCUGCGUUUACUUUGAAGUGUUUCUCUGGUCAUAUGAUAAUCACAUAAAUGCAAUAUGGGAAAACUUGUGUAAAUUAUUUACAAUAAACUUAAGGGCAGCAAUUGGGUGUUUUUCAUUUUAAGAGUCUA
This is a messenger RNA of Boleophthalmus pectinirostris (great blue-spotted mudskipper), 2484 nucleotides long. RefSeq names its product EYA transcriptional coactivator and phosphatase 4 (gene eya4). The coding region runs from base 122 to 2026 and encodes 634 amino acids. Lineage: Eukaryota; Metazoa; Chordata; Actinopteri; Gobiiformes; Gobiidae. Gene Ontology annotation, molecular function: protein tyrosine phosphatase activity. The record is from RefSeq and is a predicted model, not a curated record. Gene Ontology annotation, cellular component: nucleus. The transcript is spliced from 20 exons. Gene Ontology annotation, biological process: positive regulation of DNA repair; negative regulation of extrinsic apoptotic signaling pathway in absence of ligand; multicellular organism development.